Molecule: messenger RNA, 4381 nt
Organism: Solea senegalensis (Senegalese sole)
Lineage: Eukaryota; Metazoa; Chordata; Actinopteri; Pleuronectiformes; Soleidae
Gene: fscn2b
Product: fascin actin-bundling protein 2b, retinal
Exons: 7
Coding region: 788-2260 (490 amino acids)
Biological process (GO): establishment or maintenance of cell polarity; actin filament bundle assembly; cell migration
Cellular component (GO): cytoplasm; actin cytoskeleton
Molecular function (GO): actin filament binding; protein-macromolecule adaptor activity
Source: RefSeq, a predicted model, not a curated record
GCCACUGUUUGCGUCUACUUACCUGUCUUUAUGUGUCACAUAAGAGGUGAAGUGCAGCACUGAGGAGAGGCAGAGAAAGGUGGGAUUAUAUACAUGGCAGGUUAAAGGCGCAGACAGGGAGGAAGGAGGACAGGAUGGGAGGAAAAAGCGACAGGGAGAGGCUUAAGAUUACAGAGGAGAGCUUCCCCUUUCUCGCCCAGUUCGGUUGUGAUGUCUGAUAGUUAAUGUUCAUGUUCAGAGUCUCUUGUAAAACCUCCAGGAUGUUCUUCCACCACUGAUCAAACUCUCGCCUGAGAAUCGAGGAACCCCAGACUUGAAGGAAGGUGACGCAGAAGUGACAUCCAAGGACUGGUGGACAAACAAGAAUCCCAGAGAUAUCUAAUCUGGACAUGGGACCAAGAGAUUGAGUCCCAGCAAGGCAAACAAGAUCAGGCGUGAGGCCGGACAAGUGUUCAACAGGAGAGAAAGAGAGAAAGAGAGAAAGAGAGGGGAAGUGGCAGAUGGUGGACAAACAAAAUUAGCAGCCAGUGCGAGAGCCUGUACCGAACAACUGAAGAGAGAUCAAGGUCGCUCCUUCUAACCUCAUUAAAAGAGAGGUGCAUAGUCGUUGGAGGUUGAUCUAGGAGACCCGAUCAACAGAAGAGACGAGAGACGGGAGAGAAGGGAGAGAAGGGAGGGGAGAGGAAGAAUUACAAGAGGGCGCAUGUUGAAAGAAGCCUCUUAAGUCUGGGAGCUGGAAUUAGAGCCACAGAAACGACAGAGGGAAACCCACAAAACCACAGUGAAGAUGCCGGCCAACGGGAAUCGUCCUCUGAAGCUGCAGUUUGGUCUCAUCAACCACGAGGGUCGUUACCUCACAGCCGAGGCCUUUGGCUUCAAGGUGAAUGCGUCUGCUGUCAGCCUAAAGAAGAAGCAGAUUUGGACUCUGGAGCACGACUCCCAGGACUCCCAGGUCAUCUACCUGCGCAGCCACCUGGGCCGCUACCUGGCCUCCGACAAGGACGGCAAGGUCACGUGUGAGGCUGACGGCCACAACUCCGACUGCCGCUUCCUCAUCGUGGCUCAGUCGGACGGCCGCUGGGCACUGCAGUCUGAGCAGCACCUCCGUUUCUUCGGCGGCUCGCGGGACUACCUGUCCUGCUUCGCCCAGUUCAUCACAGACGGCGAGCUGUGGGCCGUGCACCUGGCUCUGCACCCACAGGCCAACCUGCUGUCCGUGGCCCGCAAGCGGUACGCCCACUUGUCCUCAGAGGACGGGGAGAUUGCCGUGGACAUGAACAUUCCCUGGGGGGUGGCGGCGCUCCUCACUCUCGUCUACCUGGAUGGGAAGUACUGCCUGAAAACCUGCGACGGCCGCUUCCUCGGCAACGACGGGAAGCUGUUGACGCAGAGCGGCAGGUCCACGGCAUACACGCUGGAGCUGAAGUGCGGAAAGUUGGCCUUUAAAGACUGUGAGGGGAAGUAUUUGUCUCCCAUGGGGCCCACGGGAACACUGAGGUCAGGACGCUGCUCCAAGCCGGGCAAAGAUGAACUGUUUGACCUGGAGGAGAGUCACCCGCAGGUGGUUCUGAUGGCGGCUAAUGGGCGAUACGUCUCCAUACGACAAGGGGUCAGCCUCGCGGCCAAUCAGGAAGAUGAGACGGACAUGGAGACGUUCCAAAUGGAGAUUGACAAGGAGAGCAGGAAGUGCACUUUCCGAACCAGCCAGGGGAAUUACUGGGCACUGGUGGCUCACGGAGGAAUCCAGAGCACGGCCACGGAAGUGUUAGCAAACACUAUGUUUGCAGUGGAGUGGCUCGGCCACAAGGUGGCGUUAAAAGCCAACAAUGGAAAAUACAUCUGCACCAAGAAGAAUGGACAACUGCUGGCUGUUAGUGACUCCGUAGGUGAGGACGAGCUGCUGACCCUGAAACUGAUCAACCGGCCCAUGUUGAUCCUGAGAGGAGAGAACGGCUUCAUCUGCCACCACAAGACCUCCAACACGCUGGACGCCAGCAGAUCGGUCUACGACAUCUUCACCCUGCAGUUCAGCAACGGCGCGUACCACAUUAAAGGGGUCACCGGUCACUUCUGGUACGUGAACAGCGCCGGGCUGGUGUGUGCGGACGGCGAGGCCCCGGAGGAUUUUGCAAUCGAGCUGCUCGAGCACGGUCGCCUCGCCAUACGCGGGAAGAACGGCAAAUAUCUGCGAGGAGACCAGGGAGGGACGCUGAAGGGGGACGGACUCAGCCUGAGCGGCUCGGCUCUGUGGGAAUAUUAGAAAACAAUCCAGGGGCUUGACUCUUCGUCACUGAGGUGAUCUGACGUUCAUCACGACUCAUCUACAGUUUUUAACUUCACGUCCACGUUUGUCCUCGUCGGUUCUGCUGUAGCAGAAAUAAUCUGGAAAAAGACACAUGAACGUGGAUUAUCAGAUGAGAGAGUUCUUGAAGACUUUGUGUUUUUGUCCAGGAAAAGUUUGCUGCAAGAGGAAACUAUUUCAAUUUCAGAACGUACAUCCAUCAGUGUGAUAUACAGUCAGGCUACAACGAUUAAUUAACAAUUAUUAAUCAAUUACUUCAUUAAUCCUGAACUAUUUUGAUAGUUUGAGUGUUGUUUUAAAGGACCAAAACAUGAGAGCACAUUAAUGAGCACUGAGCCCAAACUUAAACAAAUAUGAAGUGUUAAUAUGGGAAAAAAAAUCACAUAUAACAUAAGACACUUUCAUUUUAAACUAAUAAUACUAAACAAGUGCAAUAAUGGCAAUAAAAUUAGGAUUAAAGUGUAAGGUUGCAACAUGAAUUGUCAACUAUUUUGAUAAUAGAUUCAGGGUUUGAGUGUUUUCUAAAUUAUUAAAACAAGUUUCUCUGGUUUUUCAGAUUCCUUUCUGGUUUUAAAAAGUAAUUAAAAAGUGGAUCAUUUUGGUUUGUGGACAAAUCAAGAUAUUUGAGAACAAAAGUAUUUUGAGAUCAACAUUUUUAUGGACCACAGAUUACAACAGAUUAGGACAAUAAUAAUUGGUUACAUUUUGACCAGUUAGAUUUUAGUUAGGCUGGAUUAAGGAUUUAAAGCAAUGAAUGGACAAAUGUAUUCUAUAAACUCCCUUAAAAGUGCAGGAUAAAAUGUACCAUAACUCAUUUUUAAGAGAAGUUUGACUUAAACACAGCAGAACUAAGAAAAAGCAGAAAAACUGAGAUCACAGCUUUCAAUGGACAUGUUGAGGACACAUCGUUUUGACAUUUUCUGACAUUUUCUGACAUUUUAUGGACCAAACGACUCAUGGAUUAAUCAAUGGUUAGCUGCAGCCUUAUUAUUCCAUAUUCAUCUUCCUUCCGCUCCUUCUACAGCAAGUUAGUAUUGCAGGUGUCACAGUGUUAGUGAGUGUAGGCGGUGACUCAGUGUGCCAUUUGAGACACAGACAUACUGUAUGAGUGAGGUCACCGUCGUUAACAUGGUGUUUACUGCCGGACGUUGUUCACGAUCACCUGAACAAACAGUAAGACAACACUAGAGUUUACAUGUCACCCAUAGUAAUAGCAUCAUUUCAACCUGUUAAGUGUUAUCUCAUUCCAAUUUUUCCACAGGAUCCUCUGUUAAUAAUUAUAUUUUUCUCUCUCUUUAUUAGCAUGAAAAUGUGGUAAAAAAAAAAUAAACAUGUAUGGCUGGUAAUGUUGGGUUUGUGAUGCUCAUUUAAUUUAAUCCCCUUCUUUGUAAAAUUCUCCCAGGUUUUAUACAUGUUUACAGGUUUCCUAUUAAUUGUUUUUCUGAUUUUCCUCCUCAUACCACCAGAGGAAGCUCGCGUACCACUGGUGGCACAUGUACCAUAGUUUGAGAACCAUGAGGGUUAGAACCUAUAGCUUUAAUGGACGUUAACCACAACAUAGAUUCGAAGGUUUUCUGCAUUAGCUGGUAGCGACGGGACUUGCCUGGCGUCUACUUCUGAUCCGCUUUGUUUGAAUAGCCCAGACCUAUGGUUCUCAAACUGUGGUAUGUGUACCAUUAGUGGUGCAUGAGCUUCCUCUGGUGGUACUUGGUAUAAAAAGUUUGAGAACCACUGGCCCAGGAGCAUAAUAUUGGAUUAGCCGCGCCCAUUAACAGCAGCUCAUCUCUCAUGAUUCUGGCUUAACUUUGAAUCUUUGGGCUCUGAGCAGCUGUCAGGGUUACAUCCCAGUUUCAAGCAAGCUUCACCUGAAUAUGUAGCCACUAGGUUUAGUGACAGUCAUUUUUAAGCACGCUAAUUGGUAAAGUGUGUAAUUUGCAGGCUCACACCUCUUUCAACAAGUGGUUUCCAACAUAAUUAACAUUUACUUUUCUUUACCUCCUGUGAAAAAAGAAGUCGUUUAUAAUGUCGUUGCAUGUAGAUCAUUUGGUAGUUUGUAAAAUUAAACAUUGAGCAAAAUAA